AUGCACGAUAACGUGGCUUCCAUCCGUUCUGAUGAAGAAGUCCCCUUCGCUUUUUAUCGCUAUGACCCCAGCAUGGGCGGUGCCAUCCUUUUUACAAUUCUUUUCAUGGGCACAACCUUCUACCACAUCUUCCAGAUGUUCAAAGCCAGGACCUGGUUUUUUAUUCCCUUCGUGAUAGGUGGGCUCUUUGAGAUUGUCGGGUAUAUAGGGCGUGCCUUGUCAAGCAAACAAAGUCCGGAUUGGACGCUAGGUCCCUACAUAAUUCAGACACUCUGUCUGCUUCUCGCCCCAGCUCUCUUAGCUGCCUCAGUCUACAUGUUGCUCGGUCGGAUUAUUUUGGUGCUACAGGCCGAAUCACAUUCCAUUUUGAAAAAGAAGUGGCUGACCAAGAUUUUCGUUACCGGCGACGUGAUGUCGUUUCUUCUACAAGGCGCUGGUGGCGGCAUUCAGAGUAGCGGGUCACUCGAUUCCAUGAAGACUGGCGAGCACAUUAUCAUCGUGGGUCUAUUUGUCCAAAUAAUAUUCUUUGGCUUCUUCAUUGUUGUCGCCGGCCUAUUCGACUGGAAGCUGCGCAAAUACCCUAUCCCACGCUGCUUCGAUCGGGAGAUUCCCUGGCGAAAACAUCUCAACAUUCUCUAUGCGACCAGUUUGUUGAUCUUGGUGCGCUCGCUUUUUCGACUCGUGGAAUAUAUCCAGGGCAAUGCGGGCUAUCUUUUGCGCCAUGAGGUCUACUUGUAUAUUUUUGACUCACUUCUCAUCAUCAUGGCCAUGAUUAUCUUUAAUAUUGUCCAUCCAUCUGAAGUUACUCGAUUUUUGACUGUGGUGUCGGAUUAUGAGUUGACUGGCACCCGGAAUGAGCAGACUGUGAAACCCGAUGGAGUCUAUCGUGGUGUGUGA
Penicillium verrucosum is the source of this 897-nucleotide messenger RNA. RefSeq names its product RTA1 domain-containing protein. Bases 1 to 897 code for a protein of 298 amino acids. The record is from RefSeq and is a predicted model, not a curated record. The transcript is spliced from 3 exons. Lineage: Eukaryota; Fungi; Ascomycota; Eurotiomycetes; Eurotiales; Aspergillaceae. Gene Ontology annotation, cellular component: membrane.